Molecule: messenger RNA, 483 nt
Organism: Aspergillus calidoustus
Lineage: Eukaryota; Fungi; Ascomycota; Eurotiomycetes; Eurotiales; Aspergillaceae
Source: the annotation of a GenBank genome assembly
AUGGCCACCGAGUUGACCGUCCAGUCGGAGCGUGCUUUCCAGAAGCAGCCUCACAUCUUCCUCAACCAGAAGACCAAGGCGAAGAGCAAGAAGGUCGGCCAGGCCCGGAGAUGGUACAAGGACGUUGGUCUGGGUUUCCGUACCCCCAAGACCGCCAUUGAGGGCAGCUACAUCGACAAGAAGUGCCCCUUCACCGGUCUCGUCUCCAUCCGUGGUCGUAUCCUCACCGGCCGUGUCGUCUCCACCAAGAUGCACCGUACCAUCAUCAUCCGCCGUGAAUACCUCCACUACGUCCCCAAGUACAACCGUUACGAGAAGCGCCACAAGAACCUCGCUGCUCACGUCUCCCCCGCUUUCCGUGUUGAGGAGGGUGACUGGGUCACCGUCGGCCAGUGCCGUCCUCUGAGCAAGACUGUCCGCUUCAACACCCUCCGUGUUCUUCCCCGCACCGGCAAGGCUGUCAAGGCUUUCAGCAAGUUCUAA